This is a messenger RNA of Aspergillus niger, 1332 nucleotides long. RefSeq lists its product as uncharacterized. The coding region runs from base 1 to 1332 and encodes 443 amino acids. Gene Ontology annotation, molecular function: nickel cation transmembrane transporter activity. NCBI's taxonomy places the organism in Eukaryota, Fungi, Ascomycota, Eurotiomycetes, Eurotiales, Aspergillaceae. The record is from RefSeq and is a predicted model, not a curated record. The transcript has 8 exons. Gene Ontology annotation, cellular component: plasma membrane. Gene Ontology annotation, biological process: nickel cation transmembrane transport.
AUGCGGGACUCGACCCCUCCCAGUCCUAACCCAAGCCAUGCUUCGGAGGGAAAUGGCCGUUCUGAUGCUGUAGGCAGCAAAUGGAAUAUCAAGAAGUUCGUCAAGCAGGCCGAGCGAUCGCAUCGUCGGUUGCCGGGACUGAAGAAGGUUCCUCUGCCUGCCAUCGCCAUUAUUCUGUUCAUUGCAUUCAUUAACGUUGUGGUGUGGAUUGCCGCCGCAAUUGUGUUGCGCUAUUACCCGUCCCUGGUGUCUAAUGCUGUACUUUCUUAUACUCUCGGAUUGAGACAUGCUUUUGAUGCGGACCAUAUCUCAGCCAUCGAUCUGAUGACGAGAAGAUUACUGGCAACGGGCCAAAAGCCCGUCACCGUAGGCACCUUCUUCUCUCUUGGCCAUUCUACCAUUGUCAUCAUUACCUCCAUCGUAGUCGCAGCGACUGCUGCCGCUAUCUCAUCAAGAUUCGACAGUUUCAGCACGAUUGGCGGUAUCAUCGGCACUUCAGUCAGUGCCGCUUUCUUGAUCCUACUGGGUCUUAUGAAUGCCUACAUCUUGUUCAAAUUAUACAAGCAAAUGCAGAAGGUCUUGGAUCUACCCGAAGGCCAAGAAGAUGAAGUCUGGAAGAUCGAGGGUGGUGGUGUGCUGUUCUCAGUGCUUAAGCGCAUGUUCAAGCUUAUUGACAGACCUUGGAAAAUGUAUCCGCUUGGAAUCUUGUUCGGCCUUGGCUUUGACACAUCUUCUGAGAUUGCCCUUCUUGGCAUCUCGUCUGUCGAGGCUGCCAAGGGCACUAACUUUUGGGUUAUCCUGAUCUUCCCCGUCCUAUUCACGGCGGGAAUGUGUCUCCUCGACACCACCGACGGAGCCCUAAUGCUCUCCCUCUACCCAUCCAAGAACCACCGCGACCCAGUAGCAUUCCUAUACUACUCUAUCGUCCUAACCUGCCUAACAGUCAUGGUAGCCAUCGUCAUCGGCGUGAUCCAACUGCUCACCCUCGUUCUGAACGUUGCUAACCCCACCGGCAAAUUCUGGGAUGGUGUGCAAGUAGCAGGAGAUUACUACGACGCCAUUGGCGGCGGUAUCUGUGGUGUAUUCAUAAUCGUCGGCGGCCUCAGUGUGGUUGUUUACAAGCCCUGGAGAAGGUGGAUUGCCCGGAGACAUGGAAAGACUAUUGUCACUGAUGUGGAGGGCUAUCGGGAUGAACCGCCCACUACUAAUGCUCUUGAAACGCCGAUACUUGAUGAAGAUAGAGAAGGUGCGACUACUGUUAAUUAUGGGGCUACGGGCAAGGGCGAAGCGUCUGUUACGGUGGAGCCGGUGGGAGGGGGCCCUGCGCGGUGA